UGAAAAAUGCGCCAAUUAACAAUUUUGUUUUUGUUUAUUGUGCGGUCUUAUUGUUUGAACGAGGGUUUAAGGGGUGAAUCCGUGAUUUAUGGUGUUUCCUCUUUGGUUGAGGAUUUUGCGAAUUCUUCGAAAUGUUACCGGCAACUCUUCGAUUUGUAUGAAGCCAUAGAUGCUCGAAAAGUAUGGGGAUUAAAAGUACUGGAUUCCAGCGGGAAACCAAGUUCCGGUUUUCUUUAUGGCAAUAAUAUUUGGUUAGGAUCCGAUUUGCAAUGUUUAGAAAUCCCCCACAGAACUGGAAUGGAAGUUAAUUAUGACCGAGUUAUAAGACCUGAUCCAACUCCAGACGAUUAUCCUCCAUUUUCGUUGGCCUUCUCCGUUGCCCACAUCAAACACAACAGCACCCUCCAAAACCACGCUCAACUUCCCCUAGAAUUUAUUAUUCAGUUGGGUUUGUGUAUGCCAGAAUCUUGCAAUACUGACGAGAUUAUGGAAUUACUGAGGAUGUAUUUUAAUGGAAGUUAUUUGGAAUUACAGAAGAUGUAUAAUUUAGAUUUGGACGUUUACGAAGUUAAGAUUUUAAAUCGUGGACCUGCAACUAUAACUCUUCCAAAAACUAUAACUUUCCUGUCUGUAGUUUGCAUAAUAUUAGUGUUGGCAAUAACUGGUACGAUUUAUGACGUCAAAAGGCACAACAGGCAAAAAAUUUUAAUAAUAAACCUCAACAACGUAAUGAACAAACCAAAUAGCAAUAACAAUAACAAAUCCACUUCAGUUGAUUUAGUACCGGACAAAUCGAGUACUUUAGGGGAUAUCUUAAAAUGUUUUUCGGUUUACUCCAACACCAAGACAUUGAUGAGCACGACUCUACCUCCGGACUCUGUGAGUUGUAUCCAUGGAAUACGCCUCUUUGGAAUGUUAUGGGUCUGUUUGGUGCACGGCGUGUUCUUCGAAAGGGAUUACCUGGACAAUCCAGUCAUUGGAUACAAUCUUGCGGAGUCCUUGUUUGCGCAAAUUUUAAGCAAUUCCACCUACUGUGUCGACACCUUUUUACUCAUGAGUGGAUUUUUGACUGGUUAUUUGUUCUACAAGGCGCCAGUGAACAGAAUUCAAAAGAGACCGGUGAACAUUUUGACAAAACUAUCCAAUUUUAUCGAAAUGGUUGUGAGCAGAUUCUUAAGACUGACACCUCCGUAUUUGGUUACUCUUUUGUUCACUAACGUUUUAUUCACUUAUUACCAACAAUCGUCACCUUUGAUGUCGAGUGAAAGACCCGAUUUGACAUGCGAUCAGUACUGGUGGAGGAACGUUCUGUACAUCAACAAUCUUUUUCCCAGAUCUGAAAUGUGCAUGAGUUGGUCCUGGUAUUUAUCAUUGGACAUGCAAAUGUUUAUUAUUGUUGCUUUUCUUCUCGUUCUCUCCACAAUAUGUAUUUUUUCAACUACCCUUUUGGCAGUCAGUUUGGUAAUUGUAAAUAUUGUUUCUAUGACUUACAAAGCCUACACCAUCGCCUACAUUCCUACCUUAGAUGAACAAUUUAGAACUUUGGAUGAUAUUUAUGACUUACCUUGGCACAGAUGUGGCCCGUAUGUUGUGGGUUUUAUAACAUCGUACAUUUUAAUGGUCAAGUGGGAAAUGAAACUGACUUUAUCGAGAAAAACUCGUAUAGUUUUGUGGUGUCUGUUUCCAAUGUUAAAUCUUUGGAUCUUGUUCACUCUUUACACAAGACAAAUUUCAGUGGAGUUUUCAGCAAUUUAUAUGGGAGUUGCAAGGACCUUAUGGGGUGUAGGUAUAGCGUGGGUGCUUGUGGCUUGCUGUACCGGAAAUGCACCGGCUUUAGAAAAGUUUUUAUCGUUUAGAGGUUUUGUACCAUUAAGUAGAUUCACCUAUUGCUCCUACCUGUUGAAUCCUUUAGUCAGCCAUAUUAUUUAUUUGGGAUCGGGGACGACAUUUUCAGCUUCUUUGGCAGGAUUCGCUGUCACGGUUUGUGGGACAACAUUCAUAACACUUGUGUUUGGUUUUAUACUUUCGUUACUCGUUGAAUCACCAUUUAUACUGUUGACAAAACUACUAAAGGAAAAACUGUUAACAAAUCGCAAACCAAGAACCAAAGAGACGGCCUGAUACGAGAACUGAAGACUGUGAUUUUAUUUAAAACAUUAAUUUAUAGAUUAUUUGUUACAAAUAACUUAGCAGUUUUUUUACAUUUUUGCGAUAGGGGGUAACUGCGGUUAUAAAACAAACAAUGGAUUAUAUUUCUAAU
Aethina tumida (small hive beetle) is the source of this 2260-nucleotide messenger RNA. Its product is annotated as nose resistant to fluoxetine protein 6. Gene Ontology annotation, molecular function: acyltransferase activity, transferring groups other than amino-acyl groups. Bases 7 to 2121 code for a protein of 704 amino acids. Lineage: Eukaryota; Metazoa; Arthropoda; Insecta; Coleoptera; Nitidulidae. The transcript has 11 exons. The record is from RefSeq and is a predicted model, not a curated record.